Molecule: messenger RNA, 1831 nt
Organism: Cajanus cajan (pigeon pea)
Lineage: Eukaryota; Viridiplantae; Streptophyta; Magnoliopsida; Fabales; Fabaceae
Product: UDP-glucose 6-dehydrogenase 1
Biological process (GO): glycosaminoglycan biosynthetic process
Cellular component (GO): nucleus
Molecular function (GO): NAD binding; UDP-glucose 6-dehydrogenase activity
Source: RefSeq, a predicted model, not a curated record
UAAUAACAUGUUGGGAAGGUGGAUUUUCGUUGGGUAUAUAUAACCUUUGUAACACUCUUCUUCCAUAUAACACGAUUUUCUUCUCUCUCUCCCUUAGUCAAAGGGAUUCAUCGUUCUUCUCCGAAGGUUAUUCAGAAAAGCAAAAUGGUGAAGAUUUGCUGCAUUGGUGCUGGAUAUGUGGGAGGUCCUACAAUGGCAGUCAUUGCACUUAAGUGCCCAUCCAUUGAAGUGGCUGUUGUUGAUAUCUCUAAAUCCCGCAUUGCAGCCUGGAACAGUGACCAGCUUCCUAUCUAUGAACCUGGCCUUGAUGGUGUUGUAAAGCAAUGCCGUGGCAGGAACCUAUUCUUUAGCACUGAUGUUGAGAAGCACGUCUUUGAGGCUGACAUAGUGUUUGUCUCUGUCAACACCCCAACUAAAACUCAGGGUCUUGGAGCUGGCAAAGCAGCAGAUUUGACAUAUUGGGAAAGUGCUGCUCGCAUGAUUGCUGAUGUCUCAAAGUCCGACAAGAUCGUUGUAGAGAAAUCCACAGUCCCGGUCAAAACCGCUGAGGCCAUAGAAAAAAUUCUGACCCACAAUAGCAAGGGAAUCAAAUUCCAGAUUCUGUCGAACCCGGAAUUCCUUGCUGAGGGAACUGCAAUCCAAGAUCUUUUCAACCCAGACCGGGUUCUUAUCGGAGGAAGGGAGACCCCAGAGGGCCAAAAAGCUAUUCAAGCACUGAAGAAUGUUUACUCUCAAUGGGUCCCUGAGGAAAGAAUACUAACCACAAAUCUCUGGUCAGCAGAACUGUCUAAGCUUGCUGCCAAUGCCUUCUUGGCCCAAAGGAUUUCAUCUGUUAACGCCAUGUCAGCUCUUUGUGAGGCUACUGGGGCAAAUGUUCAACAGGUGUCUUAUUCUGUUGGUACAGACUCAAGAAUUGGACCCAAGUUCCUCAAUGCUAGUGUUGGUUUUGGUGGAUCCUGCUUCCAGAAGGAUAUCUUGAACCUUGUCUACAUCUGUGAGUGCAAUGGCCUUCCUGAGGUGGCAGAAUAUUGGAAACAAGUUAUCAAGAUCAAUGAUUACCAGAAGAGCCGUUUUGUGAACCGUGUGGUGUCAUCGAUGUUCAACACAGUUUCAAACAAGAAGAUUGCUAUUCUGGGGUUUGCCUUCAAGAAAGACACUGGGGACACAAGGGAGACCCCAGCCAUUGAUGUGUGCCAAGGGCUACUUGGUGACAAGGCCAAUUUGAGCAUAUACGACCCACAAGUUACUGAGGACCAAAUCCAAAGGGAUCUGUCCAUGAACAAGUUUGAUUGGGACCAUCCUAUUCACCUGCAGCCGACAAGUCCCACCACUGUGAAGAAAGUGAGUGUGGUUUGGGAUGCAUAUGAAGCAACAAAGGAUGCACAUGGCCUUUGCAUUCUGACCGAGUGGGAUGAGUUCAAGACUCUUGAUUACCAGAAGAUAUUUGAGAACAUGCAAAAACCAGCAUUUGUUUUUGAUGGCAGAAACAUUGUGGAUGCUGAUAAGUUAAGGGAGAUUGGCUUCAUAGUUUACGCAAUUGGUAAGCCACUGGAUCCAUGGCUUAAAGACAUGCCUGCUGUCGCAUAAGAUAAGAUCAUUGAGCAACUACACUGCAACAUCAGACAAGUAUUGAGGCAGCCAGUUUGAUUCUUUAUUAUUUUUUGUAAGAGUUUUUCUUUUACUCCUUAACUUUCUCAUAAUAGUUGACAUAAAUGGUGGGGAAGUAGGGAGUCACUAUGUUUUGUGCUCCACUCUGUUAUGAAUGUACUAGGAAAACUUGUUAUGUUUGAUUAAUCAUUCUCUUAAUAUCAUAUUUGCGAAAGUUUUGUAA